Molecule: messenger RNA, 2413 nt
Organism: Drosophila gunungcola (fruit fly)
Lineage: Eukaryota; Metazoa; Arthropoda; Insecta; Diptera; Drosophilidae
Product: glycerophosphocholine phosphodiesterase GPCPD1
Exons: 1
Coding region: 140-2353 (737 amino acids)
Biological process (GO): glycerophospholipid catabolic process
Molecular function (GO): starch binding; glycerophosphocholine phosphodiesterase activity
Source: RefSeq, a predicted model, not a curated record
UUCAAAUAAAAAAUGAAGAACUCGAUCUGUCACUUACACAUGGAAAUCUGAUAUACAUUUUUCCAAAUUGCUUUUUUAUAUAUUGUUAGUUAGAGCGCUUAGACGAAAUUUCCGUUGCAUUUGAGAAGGGCAUCUAGUCAUGCAUCGCUGGUUUUUCGCCAACGAGCGGGAGGAGUGUGAGCCGAAGGUCCAGGACGAUGAACCGAGGACGGAUCAGGAUGCGGGCGAAGCGACCACUCCACAAGCAGUGCCCACCACCGAGUGGCCCUUCUGCGUGAAGUUCCAUCGGAGUCUGGGGGCCAACGAGUACGUGGCCAUCAGUGGCAACUGCGACUCACUGGGCAGCUGGGAUCCCAAGAAGGUGUUCAUCCUGGCGAAGGAAGUGUGUCCCGACUGCAUGUGCAAGUGCUACCAGCUCGAGGCGACCCUGGAGAUACCCCGCAACAUCGACAUCCACUAUCGCUACUGCGUGGUGGUGUACGAUCCCAAGGCGAACGAGGUGUACGUCCGCUUCUGGGAGUCGCAGCUCAAGCCGAGGGUCAUUCGCACCUGCCAGAACAUGCUGAAGCGGUGCGACACCUUCGGAAAGCCGCACGACGACGACGAGGACAACCAGGUGGACCGUGGAUGGGCCACCACGGAGACCAUUGUGCACCUGAAGCUCUUCAAUGCUCCCUUCCUGUGGCAGCGGCAGAAGCAACGCCUGCUCCACGUCCAUGUGCAGCCAAUGUUCGAGGUUCCGGAAGAUACUUGCUCCGCGGCAAAUCGUCCCAUUAAGGUGGGUUCAUCGGACACGCGCCUGUCGCGGCACUUGGAGGCCCCCCAGGGCGACAACCUGGAUCUCGGCCUGGCCCUCAUCGAGGUGGUGAAUCUGCGCAACCCCAAGGCGCUGGCCUUUCAGUGCGAGUUUGGAGUGCCCUGCGGACCGGAGGACCUGCAGUUGUUCCACUGUUCCAUUGCCUAUCCGGCGGAAACGCUCUACCGCCUGGAUCUCUUCACCUAUGCUCAUAAAGCGGCCUCCGACGAGCCACCCUAUCACUACGGCUAUGGCUUUCUGAUGCCGAGUCAACUGCUGGGCACCGAGGGCUCGGCCCGGGUGAAGGUCACCUGCGCCUCCACCCACCGCCCCCUGAUGGAGAUGUGCGUGCGGUACCUCAUCAUCCGACCGCUGGAGAGUUUCCCCUGCGAUCUGAGUCGCAGCUACGAGCGCUACUGGCGCAAGAGUCGCCAGUGCAUGAACAUCGGGCACAAGGGAUCGGGCAACACCUACCGGAUUGGCUGCGACUUGGUGAGGGAGAACACCGUGUAUGGCUUCAAGCAGGCUGCCCUGGCCAACGCGGACAUGGUGGAGUUGGAUGUCCAGCUGACGCAGGAUGCCCAGGUGGUGGUGUACCACGACCUUGUGCUGCGGUUCCUGCUGCAGCGGCUGCCCUGCUACGAGGAUCUGCUGGAGAACCAGGACCUGCUGGUCUUCGCCUACGAGAAACUGAACAAGUUGAUGCUGCUCUCCAUGGGAGGGUGCAAGAGAAACAACCUAGUGGCCAUUCCACUGGAGGCAUUCACCUACGAGCAGCUAAAGGAGGUGAGGGUCCUGCGGUUCGCGGGCAGUAAGGGCUGCGACAUGUCCUGCGAUCGCAUGCUGGCGGAGCAGCGGCCAUUCCCCCUGCUCCUGGAGCUGCUGGCCGAGGACCUGCUGCCCCUGGGAAUGGGCUUCUUCAUCGAGAUCAAGUGGCCCCAGAUGACCAGCGAUCGGCGUUGGGAGAGCGGCAGCUUCAAGCCCACCUUUGACAGAAACUUCUAUGUGGACACUAUCCUGGAGUUGGUGCUCAAGCAUGCGGGACAGCGGCGCAUUGUGUUCUGCAGCUUUGAUGCCGACAUCUGUGCGAUGGUUCGCUACAAGCAGAACCUCUAUCCUGUGACCCUGCUCCUCGAGGAUCCGAGUGCCCAGGUGCAGUACGCUGACCAGAGGGUAAAUGUCCUGGAGACCGCCGUGGCCAUGGGUCACUCCCUCGAGUUCUUGGGUCUGACCCUGCACGCCAACUCGCUACUGAACAAGUUCGCCACGAUGGCAUUCCUUCAUCUGCUGAACCUGGAGGCCUUUGCCUACGGCAGUCCCACCACCAGCCUGGAGAUUCGUAAUCGACUCAGGCGACACGGAGUGCUGGGCAUCAUCUACGAUCGACUGGACCAGCUGGACCAAGUGGGCGAGGAGCUGGAGGCGGACACCAUCUGCACCAUCGAUUCGGUGACCACGAGGCGCGUGAUUCGGGAAACAGAGCUGGAGGAGUGGCGCCUGAAGUGCGGCUACAAGUCAGAGACCUUAAAUGUGGUGAAAAACAUUUAUAUCGACUGAUUUUACCCCACUGACAAAUAAAGUAUACGAAGUUAUGGGUCCUGCGAUAACCGCACCAAA